Messenger RNA from Mesocricetus auratus (golden hamster), 6143 nucleotides. RefSeq names its product PWWP domain containing 2B (gene Pwwp2b). The transcript is spliced from 3 exons. The record is from RefSeq and is a predicted model, not a curated record. Bases 3864 to 5435 code for a protein of 523 amino acids. Gene Ontology annotation, cellular component: nucleoplasm; nucleus. NCBI's taxonomy places the organism in Eukaryota, Metazoa, Chordata, Mammalia, Rodentia, Cricetidae.
ACUACCAUAACCAGAGCCCCUUGGAGCCAGGAGCUCAGCGUCAGUGGUCACAGCUCUUCUCUGCAGUGGCUUCAGUUGCGGCUGUGCCCUUGCAGAGAAUCUGAAGAUUAGAGCUGCCAUUCCCUGCCCCUCCAGCCUUCCAAGGCUUGGCCUUGAAACUAUUCCUCCAUCUCCCCCACCCAUAACCUUUCCUGCAGGCCACCCCUGGUCUCUGUUUCCAGUGUUCUAGUCGUAGUAUUGUGAGUUUCAAAGCUAAUAUUUACAGCCCUGCUUGUCAGGCAGGACCUAAUACAGCUUAGGAGCUCUGAGUGUUAGGGGCAGCAAGGUCUGCUUUCAGCCUACAGGGUCCACAUGCUGACAGUUUCUCCUCAGCAUCCAGUACCUGUUCAUGCUGCUAUGGGGGCCCAAGGCCUUGGAUGUGAGCCAGGGAAGAGCUCCCAAGUCCUGUUUCCUCCCACCUCAGGGGAGACUUUGGGGCUCAAAGCACCAAGUGGAUCAACAUUCCUGGAGUACUGGUGGGCUUUAUAGGCAUCAGAGCUCCUAUAGUUAGGAUACAGACCUGGUGGCCUGGUUGUCCUUUAUGGUUCCUGAUCACUGUCUGUCCCUCCUGCUAGAUUGGAAGUGUCACCCAGAUGGCUCCAUUCACAUAAGCUCCUGGGUGGAAGGGGCUGAGACGGGAUCCAGCCACCACUGGUGUUCAUCAUGGAGUUAGGCUGAAAUAAUUUUUCUCUUUUGAUUCCCUUCCCUGUCUACAGAUGGCUGGGGAGCUCUGAGGGGGUCUUGCCUGCAAGCCACCUGGUACAGUGCCAAGUAUCACUUCCCACUUAUAGCCUGAAUCUGCUGCCUGGCAGUAGAGCAUCCUGAAGCAAGUUCCCUGCUGCUCUGGGUACCUGUGCAUUCCUGUACAUUCACUGAGCAGCUACACUGUGCCAGGGAGUGGGCGGAGCCUCUGCCAAGAUACCUCUGUGAUCCCUACUUACAAAUUUGAGGAUCCCUUCCAAAAUGUGCUGACUCAAGUCAUUCAUGAAGGGGUGGGGUUGACACAUAGAGGUUUGUCUCUUAUUGAGCACCUCAGGUGAGGUCACCCUGGCUGAAGGGUGGCCUGCAGACAGCAAAGGCUCACUGGUGCAGGACUUCUCUCAUCUGAGCUGUUGAUUCUUAAAUGUCACCACAACCCCUGAGCCCAUCUGCUGGGGUGAUCAUCAUGGCAUCCUCUGUGACCAAGACCACAGCCACUGCCUGUCACCAGGCUAAAGAGCAUCAAGUUCUCUCCUGGAAGGCUCAGCUGCUGAUGGGUAUUCAUGGGAUUAUAUGAUAGGCACAGAGGUCACAAUAGCACUCCGGUGUCCUCUCUGCCCUCAAGGAUUUGGAAGGGCAGCUGGUGUGCUGGGGGCCUGGCUGGCAUGCUGGUCUUGGAGGCUUUACCAAUGAGAUGUAGGCUGACUGAAUGGGCAGUGGGGUGGGCCUGACCUGAACUUCUAGGGAAGCCUUAGGCUUUAGGAACUGUAUUGGUGCGAAUAAGUCUUUGAUUAUGCAGGAUGCAUGGUCCUCAGCCAUUCUCCCUUGGAAAUCUGGGGUCAGUGCCCAAGGAUGUGGUGCAGGCCCAAUUGUAUGCUCUGGAGCAGGGUCUCCUCUGGUGUCCAGACUCUGACUUAUCUUGAAAACCUACUCACCUUGACUCCCAGAGCAGAAGACCCCUGGAAGUCUCUGCGCAGCCUACUGUUUCCUAUAAGACCUUCCAUCUGUAGCCUUACUGCUCCCUGGUUGUUUGCUGAGCCUCAGAAAGGCUGUGGGGAGGGGGGGUUUCUAAACUAAGCAAGCCCUGGUGAACAGCCCAAGGUGGGGCCUUGGGUGUUUGGACUUGGGCCUUCCUGGGGCUUCAGGCUCCUGGCAACAUAGCUAUGUGGAGAAGUUUCCGCAGGCUCCCGCCCAACUUUGCACAUCCGCAUGCCUCUGAUCCAGGAGCCUGUUGACUCAACCCUCAGGCAGUGGCAGGAUGGCCUCUGCCACCACAGACUCAGGGAGGAAGGUCCCAGACAGCCAUGGGGGGCUGGGGGUUGCCACUUGGGCGCCAGCAGCCCCAUGAGUCCUAGGUCUGCCUGCGGAUCUGGGAAGCCGGAUGGAGACAGCUGUAAGCAGGGGCAGCCCCGAGUUCUGGCAGUUAGCCAGAACUGUAUUUCUUACUGUUCAUGGGCUGGCCUUAGCCAGGCUACUCUGGGUUAGUGACUGAGCCAUACCCACAGGUGAGUCCCCAAGGACAUGAUCUGGUCCCUGGUGACUUGCUGAGGACUUUGGGCCAGGCCCUAUGCUCUCAGGACUGUGUCCUCAUCAGAACACCAUGCAGAACAGGAGAGCCUCAGUAUCCCUGGGGGCCCUAUUCCCUUUGUUAGUACUGCCUUUGCUUUGGGAUAUGGCCCCUCCUAUAACCUCCUGGGCUUCACCCUGCUCAGUUUCCCCAUCUUUUCCUGAAAUCGGAGGUUCUUUGCUCUGCCUCUGAGUUCCCCAGAGACGCUAUGCUUCUAGGAGAUAACUGGCUCCUAUCCUGGUGAGUCAUCCCGCAGUCUCCAGGCACCUCUCCUACAUACCCACCCUCUAUCCAAAGUUAGCCACCCCCAAGGCUGCGCCCAUUCAACAGGCCCUCUUCAUCCACUGUGAACCCUAACAGGUUCCUCUCAUUGCCACAGCCUGUAGAACUUCCUGUGGGCUUCUGUCCUUGAGACUGGCCAGCUUGGGCCACAGCCUGGCCUUGCUGGGGUUGCCAAGCCUUGGGAGCCACAGGCUGUAGCACACGCCCCCUCCACGGGCCCCAGGCCAGGUCACAGUUUGUCCACUUUGUUUUUCCCUGUGCCAUGGCCUUCUCCAUGCUUGGAGGUAAUGGAUCCAGCAUCACAGGACUGGGCAGCUGGGACAUGUUUGCAGUCCCGUCACCUCAUUGUCUUAUCUGUGAAGAGGGACUGUCACUGCUGGUCAUUGCAUGGAACUAGUGAGGGCCACGGGCUCUGUUGACUGUCUAGAGGCUGGAAGCACUAAAGCAGGGGCCUCGAGCUCCGUGGCCUCCCAAAGUUUAGCAGUUGGCCUCAACUACUUUCAUUGGUUUCUAGGGGAAGGUCAUCAGCCAGCCUGCCUUGACCUAGGGUGAGCUGUUCUGAUGUUUACCCACCAGGCGAGCCUUGGGUGUGGCUGGAGCAGGGGCAGGGCAGCAGCUCUAGGAGGGAAGAGUGGCCGCCUGCUGCCAGGGCCCUGUCAUUUCUGAGGAGAAUCUGGCCCCGGACUCUGGGAAAGGACCGGCUCCAGCCUGUGGUGGUGCUUGAGGGCUCGGACCCAUGUCAGGGACCUGGGUUUGCAGCCAAGAACUGGGUGUCUAUCUUCAGCAUGCAGAGUCUGCCUAGGCUUCUGGAGCUGUAGCAAGCAGACCCGCUGGAUCCCCCUCUGCUACAGUGCCCGUCCAGCACAAGGAGGCUGGAGGGAUGGACAGAGAUGAGGAGGAGCCAGAGGGAAUGCCCGCUUCAUGCCCUAGGUGACCGUGGAAGCAGGCAGGGAAGUGGACUUUAGACAGUAACUCUCCGUCCCUGGUCCUUUGUCUGUCCUGCCUCCCAAAACGGCCACUUGCCAUUCCUUCCUGUAUCCUAUGGCCUCCUCUAGUUGUUAGGUGUAUCUCGGCAGUUCCCAGUUCCUGGGAUCAUCUUGCCCUCUGCUCCCUUCCCCAGGACCUGGAAGUAUGUUCUUCUCACAGGAAUGCUGGUGCUACCCGGGGCAGGUCUGGCCUCUUUGGCCUGUCUCCCUCUACUCUGCUGCCUCUGGCUGACAACCCCUCUGUCAUCAGCUGUCAUGGCCAGGUGCCCGAGGAGGGAACUGGAGAAGUAAUGCAGCUGGGAACAGGACCUCUGCCUCCUCACCACAAAGACCAGUCCCCCGAGAAGGAUCCGCCUCCCACGACAGCUGGGCCCGAGCCUCCCCCACCACUCAUACCUCCUCUGCCUGCUGGGAACUUGCCUCCCUUUCCACCCUACUUUGAGGGUGCUCCCUUUCCCCACCCACUAUGGCUGAGGAACACCUACCAGCAGUGGGUGCCUCAGCCCCCCCCCAGGACCAUCAAGCGGACCCGUAGGCGACUAUCCCGCAACCGGGAUCCUGGUAGACUCAUUCUUAGCACCAUACGUCUGCGGCCACGCCAAGUACUGUGUGAGAAGUGCAAGAGUACUGUGAGCCCUCAGGAGGCCAGUCCUGGCCCCCUGGCCACCUCCAGACCCCGCCGGCGGCUAGGCAGUGGCCCGGACAGUGAGCACCGGAAGCCAGAGGAGCCAGAGGACAGUGACUCCGUAGCUGCAGCCACCCCAAGGAGGAGCAAGAGGGAGAAGCGGGAAGAAGACAGGGUUCCUGGAGAGCGUGUUCCACGGAGCCCGGUCAUCAAGAUCUCCUAUAGCACACCACAGGGCAAGGGUGAGGUGGUCAAGAUCCCAUCCAGAGUGCACGGCUCUGUGGAGCCCUUCUGCCCCCAACAGUCUCUUCAGAAUGGCAGCCAGGACUUAGAGAUAGUGAGGGAUGUGGAGCCCAAGGGUGGUGGUGACCGACCACCCAGCGGGCAUUCCAUUCCCAAGCUGAAACUGACUCGCCCGGUGCCUCCUGUCUCAGACCUGCCGCCUCCCAAAAUCCGCUUGAAGCCCCACCGGCUGAGGGAUGGGGCGCAUGAGCCUCUCUACAGGGCAGAGCUGGUAGAGGAGCUGAAUGGAGGCCCACGAGGCCCCCUGGCCAGCUCUCCUGCUCUCUUUGCUGAUGGCUCUACCCAAGGGCUGGAGGACUUGUCUUCUGGAAGUUCCGGUGAGGACGAUGACCUCAAGAGGUGUCCUCAAGGCAAACACGGACGUGAUAGCUUGGCUUUUCUCGUUGACUGCCCUGGGAGGAGAGCAGAUUGUACCAGUGAGUCUGUCUGCAGCACCGACAGCCUGGAUGAGAUGAAAUCAUCUGGUUCAGAAGUGACGUCUCCAGACACAGGAGACCUGUCAUCAGGUGACAGUGCCUCUGCUCCUUCAUCUUCUGCUGACACUCGCCAGACAGUCCCUCCCCUCACGGUCAGGCUGCACACGCAGAGUGUCUCGCAAUGUGUGACUGAAGAUGGAAGGACGGUGGCUGUAGGGGACGUUGUGUGGGGUAAGAUUCAUGGUUUUCCUUGGUGGCCAGCACGUGUCCUUGACAUCAGCCUUGGCCAGAAGGAGGAUGGAGAGCCCUCUUGGCAAGAAGCGAAAGUCUCAUGGUUUGGGUCUCCAACUACAUCAUUCUUGUCUAUUUCAAAACUGUCCCCUUUCUCUGAAUUUUUCAAACUGAGAUUUAACCGUAAGAAGAAGGGGAUGUAUCGGAAAGCUAUAACUGAGGCUGCCAAUGCCACACAACAUGUGGCCCCAGAAAUAAGGGAGCUCUUGACCCAGUUUGAAAUGUAACUUUGCUUCCGGGAGCAGGUCACCGGCAAUGAGGACGGAGCUGCUGUCUUGGAACUUCCAUCCAAGUGGCCCAUGUGCCUCUCUGGCUGGCUGUGUGCAGAAACAUGCUGGGCACAGUGCUCGGCCUGACUCCGGGUCCCCAGAGGAGCAGGUGUGCUUGGGGAGGGGCCAAACUCAGGUCACCUGGCUCCUCUCAACUGAAUGUGUCUGUUCCCACGAUUCAGGCUUCAGCAUUCCUAGCUGAGAAGUGUCCUGGAGCUGCAAGGCUUAGGUACCCUCAGACAGAAGCAGAACCUUCUGCCCAGCCUGUGAGGCUUCUAAGUGGGUGCUGGGCGUAGCUACAGGACACCCUCCUGGGCCUGGCCUCGGCUGUUGAGCUAGAGCCACUCUGCAGGCCUGAGGAUUGCACGUGUGGGCUUCUCCUUACCCAGCCCUUGGGUGUAGGCUGUCUGUGCACUUGAGCCUGGAGCCCAGUUGCAUCUCUUCCACACUCCACUCAAAGCACGGGUCCCUGGGCUCCCAGCCCUGGCCUGUAAGGCCGCCUAGAUCUGAGAUGCUGCUAUGUCACCUACUGUGAGGGGGAGAGAGGGGGAGGGCAGAACUGAAAACAGGCCUCAGGUUAGGACAUACCAGCUCUGCCCUGUGAGGCCACAUUCCUUUCCCCUCUGUCACUUUCAAGACCAAAAAGAAAACAGAAAGAAAUGAAAA